UUCAGUCCCUGCGUCUGAUCAUAUUUUCGCGCGAAAGACAAGCAGCAGCAACAGCAGGGGAAAAGGGCUCCAGCUAAUCUGAAAAACUUCUCCGAGUUAUUGAAAAUAACUUCAGAUCGUCCUCUACUGGAGUGUAAAGCAGAGCGAUGCUUUUCCACUCCAUAGUUGACAGAGGAGUGGGCAGACGAAGGCUUAAUGCCCUUCCUGUGGAUCCCCGGCCCAGGUUCCCUCUGAGCUCUCUGCUGGGAGGCUUCGAGUGUGUCCGACACGAUGAACACCUCUCCUAUGGCAACUUGGGUGACUCUGUGCCGCCUUUUGGAUUGGCUUUUUCCUCUGUGGGGAACAUGCAGAACAUCCUUGCAGCAGCUAAUGAAGAAGGCAUUGUUAGGAUCUACAACACAGAGAGCCGUGAAAAGCCACUUCUUAAAGAAUGGCUGGCUCAUGAGAAUGCUGUCUUUGACAUAGCCUGGGUACCGGGGGAGCCUCACUUGGUGACUGCUGCUGGUGAUCAGAUGGCCAGGCUGUGGGAUGUGAAGUCAGGGGAGCUGUUAGGCAGCUUCAAGGGUCACCUCUGUAGCCUAAAGUCUGUGGCAUUCACACCAUGGGAGAAAGCUGUGUUCUGUACUGGGGCCAGAGAUGGAAAUAUUAUGGUCUGGGACACCAGGUGCAGCAAAAAAGAUGGUUUCUACAGACAGGUGAAACAGAUCAGUGGCGCUCAUAACAAAGCAGAGACAAACGCUCCCACCAAAAUAAAGAAGAGGCGGAGUAGCACACGUGGCAUGGCUCCCAGUGUGGAUACCCAGCAGAGUGUCACAGUGGUUUUGUUUCGGGAUCAGCACACCCUCAUCUCUUCUGGGGCUGUUGAUGGAGUGAUCAAGAUGUGGGAUCUGAGGAAGAACUACACUGCCUCCCGUCAGGAGCCUGUCCCACUGCAGAUAUACCCGUACCCUGGUUCUUGCAUGCGCAUGAGACUUGGUUAUUCUGGACUUGUUCUGGACUCCACGAGAUCCAACGUCAUAAGUAACUGCACUGAUGAUAGUAUCUACAUGUUCAAUGUCAGCGGGGUGAAAACGACUCCAGUGGCUGUUUUCAGUGGCCACCAGAACUCCUCAUUUUAUGUAAAGUCCACUAUCAGCCCAGAUGACCAGUUCUUGGCCAGUGGUUCAAGUGACAAUAACGCAUAUGUCUGGAAGAUCUCUGAUCCUAAACAACCUCCCAUGAUGCUCCAAGGCCAUAGCGAGGAAGUGACAUCUGUUGCAUGGUGCCCGACUGAUUUUACUAAGAUUGCUUCCUGUUCUGAUGACCACACUGUGCGGAUCUGGAGGCUUCACCGGGAAAUGGAUGGAGCACAAUCUUCAGUUGGAGAGGCUAACCUUGUGGGUUGGGCACAUCCAAAAACUCCUCUAAGACCUUCAAUCAGAGCUGAAACAACUCCUGCCAAGAACCAGAGGACAGAGAGUCUUGGCGGCUUGGCGUCACCCCAGCUGGCUGCCUGCGCUCCCAGUGGAGCUGCCUUGCCUCUGCCCUCCAGCACCACCUCACCCGUCCCUUCACAGUGUCCUACGGCUGCUGCUGUUCGCCAGAGAACACCAUCUUCUAUCAAACAGUGGUUAUCCCCGAGCUGUGGAUCUCCUGGUCAGGUCAGCCCUCUGGCCCGCCGGGUGCUGAGCCCGUGUCCCCAGAGCCCGGCGAGCAGCACCUCUCCCACAGAACGACGGGCCAAACGCAGGCUGGAGACCGGUGAUGGUGCAUCUGCAGGCUGUGGGGGUGCAGAACAGUGUGACUGUGUUACUGAACUCUACCCUGCGGCCAAGAGAAGCCGGGGCCUGUCUGGCAUCUGCUGCCCUGCUCAAGAGAGCCAGCUACAAACAGACUGUCACACAGAGGACAACAAGCAAGUCUCAUCGAGACAGACGGGCAAGGAGAAUUGCUCUCCCAGAGAAAAGGACUGGUUGUCAGUGAUGGCCCAAAAGAUGAGGAAAGGUCAAGGAAGCCCUAGUUCUCCCAGAAGCCCCAGUGCCUCAAAGAAACAAGAAGGCAAGACCCCAGCUUCACCGACCAUCCGCUCACCACAAACCAUGAAGAAAAUCUCUUUGUAUUUCACAAGAAGGGAUCUGGAGUGAGCCAGUCAGGUGCUCCGUGCUUCUGUUUGAAAAUAUAGAUUUUUAUUUUGACAAUUUUUAACCUGAACUGACAGACAUAAGCCUCUAAGAAUACUGAUCUAAGUCCAGAUUACAUGAGUACAUGAACCAGGGCUGCAUAGUUUGACAAAACAGUCAUUCUGUAUAAUUGAUGCAGCAGUUUUCAAAUCCCAAGAGGCUGUUUUUUAUUUUAAUUGGGCCAUGGGUUUUGGAGUUGCCAGCUACACAGUUUUCUUGUGCUGUACAGUAUCUCUGGUUGAAGAAAAGUUGUAUGUUGCUGAGUAAAUCUUUCAUUUUACUCAAAACUGACAACUUUAAGAUAUAUAUUAGUGUUUAAUAAAAGAACACACAUUUAAUAAAGUUGUUCAGGUGGUCGACCAGGAAUUAAUCCUCAAGUGCAGAGAAAAAUGUUUGUCUGCAGAUACGAACAUUUUAAAUUCUUCUUAAAAAAUACACUUUAUUUGAUCCCCAUCUUUAGCAGUUUUAUGAACUUCGCAAAGUUUAUUUAAUGCCUUAUCUCUGUAGAUUUUUGCAUGUGUGGGUUUGACCUUUUUCUUUCAAUUGUAUAUAUCAAAUUCUGCAAAAAAUUGUUUCUUAAAUUUACGCUUAAGUUGUUUAUAUGUACAAAAUAACCAAUGAUUGUUGCUUGGUUCAUUUGUAUUUCAUUUGA
Messenger RNA from Anoplopoma fimbria (sablefish), 2811 nucleotides. RefSeq names its product denticleless E3 ubiquitin protein ligase homolog (Drosophila) (gene dtl). The coding region runs from base 147 to 2123 and encodes 658 amino acids. Gene Ontology annotation, biological process: mitotic G2 DNA damage checkpoint signaling; proteasome-mediated ubiquitin-dependent protein catabolic process. The transcript has 15 exons. Gene Ontology annotation, cellular component: nucleus. Lineage: Eukaryota; Metazoa; Chordata; Actinopteri; Perciformes; Anoplopomatidae. The record is from RefSeq and is a predicted model, not a curated record. Gene Ontology annotation, molecular function: protein binding; protein-macromolecule adaptor activity.